CUUUAGCAGCGCCCCGCCCCGUUGCGUCGCCGGAAGUGUCGUCAUCUCGACGCGUCGGAAGUAGCUGUCGCUUUCGCCAUACACACGGGAAGUAGUAACCGCAAAGUUUGGGAGCUGGUACUGACGCUGGCUUUAAGAUGGGCUGCGACGGGGGAACGAUCCCCAAGAGGCAUGAACUGGUGAAAGGGCCGAAGAAGGUUGAGAAGGUUGACAAAGAUGCGGAAUUAGUGGCCCAGUGGAACUAUUGUACUCUAAGUCAGGAAAUACUAAGACGACCAAUAGUUGCCUGUGAACUUGGCAGACUUUAUAACAAAGAUGCUGUCAUCGAGUUUCUGUUGGACAAAUCUGCCGACAAAGCCAUGGGGAAGGCAGCGUCUCACAUCAAAAGCAUAAAGAGUGUGACAGAGCUGAAGCUUUCGGAUAAUCCUGCCUGGGAAGGGGACAGAGGAAACACGAAAGGCGACAAGCAUGAUGACCUGCAGCGGGCACGCUUCAUCUGCCCAGUCGUGGGCCUGGAGAUGAACGGGCGGCACAGGUUUUGCUUCCUUCGGUGCUGCGGUUGUGUGUUUUCUGAACGUGCCUUGAAAGAGGUAAAAGCAGAAGUUUGUCACACGUGUGGGGCUGCCUUCCAGGAGGACGAUGUCAUCGUGCUCAAUGGCACGAAGGAGGACGUGGAGACGCUGAGGAAGAGGAUGGAGGCGCGGCGGCUGAGGGCAAAGCAAGAGAAGAAAACCAAGAAGCCCAAGGCUGCCGAGGCGGCUUCCAAAGCGGACGCCGGCGAAGGUGAGGCUGAGGGCCGUCGGGGUCUGCGGUCGGGCGGGGGCUGUGUCCUGCAGGGCCCGGCGGGGAAGGACCGGCCUCCGUUUCACCGACCUUGUGUUUGCGGCCUUGCGGGGAAGCCCGGAGCAGCCCCGAAGAGGUCCAUCGCCGACAGCGAGGAAUCGGAAACCUACAAGUCCCUCUUCACCUCGCACAGCUCGGCCAAGCGCACCAAGGAGGAGUCGGCGCACUGGGUCACGCACACGUCCUACUGCUUCUGA
This is a messenger RNA of Fukomys damarensis (Damara mole-rat), 1040 nucleotides long. It is a transcript of the gene Rtf2, whose product is annotated as replication termination factor 2. The transcript is spliced from 8 exons. Bases 138 to 1040 code for a protein of 300 amino acids. Gene Ontology annotation, biological process: mitotic DNA replication termination; site-specific DNA replication termination at RTS1 barrier. Lineage: Eukaryota; Metazoa; Chordata; Mammalia; Rodentia; Bathyergidae. Gene Ontology annotation, cellular component: nucleus. The record is from RefSeq and is a predicted model, not a curated record.